AUGCAGACCGCGUUUAGAAGAAAAGUUAGGGAAAAGAAAAAAGAAUUUUGUUCAGUUUUAUAUUUUCUGUUCUUGGACGCUCAUGUACCUGAAAUACUACUUGAACGAGGAGGGGAAGAGAGUGUACACCCUCAAGGUGAGUAUUUUUUUAAUUUUAAUGUUUUUAACAAGGUCUUGUAAUAGAUUUUGAUUAAGACAAAAUAAAACAGAAAAUUAGUUUAAAAUUCUAAAGUUAUUUGCUUGUAUUUCUUUCACCUGAAGAGUUAAAUGCUUAUCUUAACAUAACACAUAUAUUACCUUGAAUUUUUUCAGAAGAACGCUCCAGACGGUCGUGCUUCAUUGUCCGCUCAUCCAGCCAGAUUCUCAGAAGCCGACAAAAACUCGAAGUAUCGUUUGGCCAUCAAGAAGCGCUUCAAUUUGUUGCCUAG
This is a messenger RNA of Bursaphelenchus okinawaensis, 428 nucleotides long. The record is from the annotation of a GenBank genome assembly. NCBI's taxonomy places the organism in Eukaryota, Metazoa, Nematoda, Chromadorea, Rhabditida, Aphelenchoididae.